Messenger RNA from Plodia interpunctella (Indianmeal moth), 2016 nucleotides. RefSeq names its product ubiquitin domain-containing protein UBFD1-like. Lineage: Eukaryota; Metazoa; Arthropoda; Insecta; Lepidoptera; Pyralidae. The record is from RefSeq and is a predicted model, not a curated record. Gene Ontology annotation, molecular function: RNA binding; cadherin binding. The transcript is spliced from 6 exons. Bases 145 to 1020 code for a protein of 291 amino acids.
CAUGUCAAUUUUUGACGAAUUUUUUUGAUCUGUGUGUAAAAUUUGUUGCUUCACGUCAGCCAGUCGGCUGUAUUUUAAUUAUUUUUUCAAAACAGUGUAGUGUUUUUAUUGUUUUUCAUUUACAAAUAUAUUUCGAAGAAAAUUAUGGAAUUUAUAGCUUCCGAAAAGGGGGACUCAACUGAAAAUCGGGAUCCAAAUUCUUUAAUAUCCAAUGGAACAUCGAAAACUGCGACAGACAACAAGCCAAAUGUGGACAGUGAGAAAGCGCACAUGGAGGCUCCCGCAAGCGUCCCUUGCACCUCGGAGCCUGCAGAUGAGUCUGAAGAGUGUGAGAUUCCAGAACAGGUCGAAUUUACUGUAGUUUUUAACAAAACGAAACAUGACAUCACUUUUGCUUACGAUGCGACAGUGUUAGAUUUAAAAGCGCAUUUGGAAAGGAUAUGUGGAGUGCCGCAGUCAGCUCAGAAGUUAAUAAUCAAGGGUAUGGCUAAAGACAACGUUACGCUCAGGCAGGCGGGAAUUGUCAAAGGAGGAAAAGUUAUGUUAGUUGGAUCAAAAAUGGAUGAUAUCCUCGCAAUGAAGACAGCACCCAAGGAAGUAUUAGAAGAAAAAGCCAGUAGCCAGUCAAGUAAAGAACCACUAUGCAUGCAAAAAAUUCACAGGAAAGUUUUGGAUAAAGGCAUCCCUCCCGAUGUGAUGCCCGGACUCAAAGGAGUCAAGGAACCACUGCCCCCAGUGCCGCUAAGUGGGAUGUUAAAUAAACACGGUGGAAAAGUAAGGCUCACAUUUAAGCCAGAGCAAGAUCAACUUUGGCUUGGUACAAAGGAACGCACAGAAAAACUUGCCAUGACAUCCAUUAAAAGCAUCACAUCUGAACCAAUCAAAGAUCAUGAAGAAUAUCAUAUAAUGGGUCUCCAACUAGGCCCAACAGAGGCUUCCAGAUAUUGGGUGUACUGGGUUCCAGCCCAAUACAUAGAAGCUAUAAAAGAUGCCGUACUUGGCGUCUGGCAAUUCUUCUAAAUGUCCUCUCAUUCUCGUUGCUAUAUCUACCUUCCCGUGGGUUCGGCGCAUAAAGUAGAUAUUCGCAAAACGUCUUAUUUCAAAUAUAAUUCGGGAAAUGCUAUCAUAGAUAUGCUAUGAAUUAAUUUAAUGUCAAUGAUCGGUAGCUGACUCAAUAUAUACUGUUUUCAAAACUGUGAACUAUGCAUCUCCUUGAUCCGCACGAAUAUCUGGGCAAUGAUAUUUAUGCUUUGUAAAAUAAUGUCCAAUUUUGCUUGUUACUCUAAUUUUACAACUUGACCGUGGUACAUAGCAGCUUUUCUAUGUAAAUUUGUGGAGCUUUAGUAAUGCGUGCUUUUGCGCCCGAACCUUCCCGCGAGCUAUUGGGUAGUUGCAAUAACGAUUUUUCAAAAUUUAUAUGGUGUCCAUUUCUUACAGGUACAAUAUAAUGGUACCAUUUCUUUUGUGAUAACACUAUGCCAUGUGUCAAUUAAAAUUGUCCAUUUGAAUACUGGCAUCUAUCUGGUCAAAUGUGAAAUUAUUUAUUGUUAUUGUAAGUUUGCAUUUUGUGCAUUUAGGUUCAGUGAGCUGUACAAUGCUAGUAUACAAUUUGACGGUUUAAUACAGAAUGUUUAUUAUAGGAACAGUUGUCAAAAUUAUCCCAACUUAAGUAAGUUGAGAUAAUUUUUUGGUAAGUACCAAUUAUGAUACACAUUCUGUAUCAGACUCUAUUCUAAGGAUUCCAGGAUUAAUCCUGAUGAGCUUAUUGUCCUUUCAAGUUUCAAACCUGAUCUCUUUAUGUGAACUUUACAAUACAAGUCACUGAGUGGAGGAUUGGACAGAAUCACCUGCGCAAAAUUGACUGUCAAAUAUUUCUAUUGAUGUUUAGUGUAACUUGUGAUGAUUGUAGUGGUUUUAAAAUUAUUAUGUAUUUAAAUUAUGCAAGUUGGUAUUGACGCCAAUCCUUCACUGAAUACUUUCGAUCUAGAAUUAGAAAAUAUAAUGUUUUAAACAGAC